Chrysemys picta bellii (western painted turtle) is the source of this 4044-nucleotide messenger RNA. RefSeq names its product ubiquitin conjugating enzyme E2 B (gene UBE2B). Gene Ontology annotation, biological process: proteasome-mediated ubiquitin-dependent protein catabolic process; DNA repair; protein polyubiquitination. Gene Ontology annotation, cellular component: HULC complex. Gene Ontology annotation, molecular function: ubiquitin conjugating enzyme activity. The record is from RefSeq and is a predicted model, not a curated record. NCBI's taxonomy places the organism in Eukaryota, Metazoa, Chordata, Testudines, Emydidae.
GCUUCCCCGCGGGGUCCUGGCUCGCCCCGGGCGCUGCUCCAAGCUCCUGGGGCUGCGUUGCGUGCGGUGGGGAGAGGGGUAGGAGCCCCCUGGCACCCCCACCACAGGGCCGUGUACCUGUGGGGCUCGGGGGUACCCGGCAGCUAGCCCCUUGUUGCUGCGGGGUGGGAGCAGCUGUGGGCGCUCCCUGGCUUGGGGGCGGGGUGGCAGCGCAGGGGGUUCCCCUGUCCUGUUCCACCCCGCUGCUGGGCUGGGGUCGGCGCUGUGAGCUGGGUGAGUCAGGCCUAGGGAGCGGCCCCGAGGCUGGCGCACAGGAGCUGCCAACACAAAUCCACAAGGCCUCGGGGCCUGGCGAGCUGUGCGGGCGUUGCCCAGGUGUAAAGCAGGGGGCAGGCAGACCCCUCAGGUGUCUCGGGUAUCUGCCUCCGGAUCGGCCUGCCAUGGUCUGGAGACCAGGAGUGACACUUGGCUCUUGUACAGCCCUCUCCAGCCACUGAGCUCAAAGGACAGAUUGCAAGAAGACCCUCCUGUGGGUGUCAGUGGUGCACCAUCUGAGAAUAACAUUAUGCAAUGGAAUGCAGUUAUAUUUGGGCCAGAAGGUACCCCUUUUGAGGAUGGUACUUUUAAACUAAUAAUAGAAUUUUCAGAAGAAUAUCCAAAUAAGCCUCCAACUGUUAGGUUUUUAUCAAAAAUGUUUCAUCCGAAUGUUUAUGCGGAUGGUAGCAUAUGUUUAGACAUCCUUCAGAAUCGCUGGAGUCCAACGUAUGAUGUUUCAUCUAUUUUAACUUCAAUUCAGUCUCUGCUUGAUGAACCUAAUCCAAACAGUCCUGCAAACAGUCAGGCAGCACAACUUUAUCAGGAAAACAAACGUGAAUAUGAGAAAAGAGUUUCAGCUAUUGUUGAGCAAAGCUGGAACGAUUCAUAAUAGAUGACUACUUUGUUAAUCUUCCUCCUCAUAAUCAUUGUGUACAAUUUAACACUCAGUAGAAAGGCUACCAGAAAUUUUAAGUGCCACAAGUUCUAAGGAUUUGCAUACAAACAUGUUUGCAAAAAAAUUAAGCCCUUCAGUUUAGAAACUUUAAAAGCUUGUGUAUCUUGAUUAAUGUACUUUUUAUUGCAUGGUAUGAACUAAGUUAUUGCUACAUAAAUUUGUAAUAUAUCCUGUUUGUAUUUUUUUUCCAAGUGUAUAAUGUUGAUGUGGAGUUUUCAUGAAAGAAUAUACACAUUUUGUAAAUCUGUACUUUUUCAAAUAUUGAAUGCCUUAUUUUUGAAUUCUUUAGAUUUUUAAAUUGGAGAAAAGCACUUAAAGUUUUUAUAUAUAAAUAUUACAUGUAAAACUGUUAAAUACAUAACCUCAGUGCAAGACAUUCUUUUGUUACUUUCUUUUGUAUCUCUUUCAAAGGGCUUAGUUUUAGUGUUGAAUCUUUUUUCUCUUGAUAAAUGCUAAUAUUAUGCACUUUACAAAUAUGAGGAAAACCUUGCUGUGAUGUGUAACUCAUUAAUAGUCUUCAGUGGAGACAUGUCUACCUACACUGGAGCUUAAUUUGGUCCUGAAAGUCUUCUUGCUCAUAUGUGGUAGGGAAGUAUCUGCCCCAUUUUACAAAUGGGGAAACUGAGGCACAGAUAAGUGACUUGUCUAAAGUCACACUGCAAGUCAGUGGCACAGCUGCAAAUAGAACCCAUAUCAUCUGACUCUGUCCUGUGUUUUGGCCCAUAGGCCAUCCUUUUUCUCACUAAUACAAGCUUUAUUAGUAUCACUGUUUCUUACAUGUAUAAGAUGCUUAAUAGCUUGUCACAUGCAGGGAAAGUAUUAAUAACUUAACAGGUCUUUCACAUCUCAUUUUAACACAUAUGAAAUAGGUUUACUAUAACUUGAUCUCUGAUCAUCCAAAAUUGCGUAAUUCCUAAAUAAGAGGUUUUGUGUCUUACUGUGCAAGUUGAUACAUAAUAGGAUAUUAUUUUUAUUAUUAUAUUUACUCUUCCUUAAAUUGGGAGUAUGGGAUUUUCUAAAUUUGUUAGUCUCUAAGGUGCCACAAGUACUCCUGUUUUUGCGGAUACAGACUAACCCGGCUGCUACUCUGAAAUCUGAAUUUUAUCUAAUUGCAAAGCAUUACCUAAAUCUAUCAUGUAUCACAUACUGUUACUGAGAUGUAUUGUUGAUGUUUAUUUUCUAAUUGUAGCCAAACAGUUGGGUCUCUUACCCAUUCCACCUAGAAAACAAACUCCUGCAAGACAGAAUGAUUUCAGAGAACUACAUUUAAAUGUGAUUGUAAAAGUGAUAUUGUCUAGUUCCAUGGCUGUUUCUGAGACUUGAGAUCAAAUUUGUUCACUUUACAAUUAAAGUGAGGUGGGGUUUUAUAACUGCCACUUUAAUAACUUCUCCCUGCAAUCGGAAAGUUAGGUUGGGUCCCUGUAAUAUCACAUCAUCUGUAAUAAAGAUUUUACAGGCCCUAUUUUGUCCCCAGCGAUACACGUACCAUCUCUUAGACUUCAGAUUCCAUCUUCCAUUACCUGUGUACAACCGUGCAAUCUCUACGGGGGUUGUACAAGUAUAAGGCAUGACAGUAACUGCAUUUCUAUCUUAGUUAACAAUUUUGCUGAGGAUGUACAAGCCAGCACAAACUUAUUUUUAUCAUUAAACUAAGGACUUGUCUACACAGGGAAGUAAGUGCGAAGUAAUCUAGGGUGUGAAUUUAAAACAUACUAGCUAUUGCCUACCAGCUACCCGUGUGGACACUUAUUGUGCAUUGGAUGCCUGCGGGUAAUUUAGCUUAAUCAACUUCCAAAGUGCAGUAAGCUACGGUGCACAAAGACUGUUUUAGUGUGCAGUAAGAGUGUCUACUGGGGCAGUUAGUGCAGAAUAGCUAGUGUGCACCAGCUGCUAUGGCCUUUUUUCCCAUGUAGACAAGCCCUUGGAAUACAUUGAAAACACACUGGAUACCGACGCAACAAAGGUGCUGAUAUUAAUCACUUUGCCAAACUGCAUUUUAAGGGCUCAUUUGUAAGAUGUUGUACGAAUGAGUAAUAAAAAGGGAGCAAUGUAAAUAUAUGCCAGUGUAUUGCUCAAUACUCCUCUUGAAAAAAAACAGAAGUUUAAUUUGGCUUCAGUUAGAAACUAAAAGACUAUGAAAUGCUGGCAGGUAAAAGCAAGCUCUGCCUUUAUUUAUACACUGAUGCAGUAAACAGUUGUAUUAUAAUUCAUCAUGGACUAUUUAUUGACUUUUGCAUGUAUUGAUAUUAGAUUUCAAAACUGAAACAGUAUAUGCCCAACAGAGAAAUGCCAUCUAGUUGAAUAUAGGACCUCACUUUGCUCAGCCAAUUACGGUACAUAAUGAAAAUAACUUUUUGUAUUGGUCAUCCUUAACAUCAUGUGCCUCUUCCUUCCUCCAACCAUAGAUGGAAUGUAUUCAUCUAGAAUGUUAAUGAAGUCCACCUCAUUGUCCUUCAAAUUCUCUUCUGUGAUGCGUAUAAAAAAAUUUGCAAUGGUUAGGCAGCUGGUUGACUCUGACUGCUGCUGCUUAUAGUGACCUGUGUUGUCUCACUGUUACCUUGAACUUCCCUCUCUACUGCAUCUGCCCAUGGUCUCUCAUCUUAUACUUAAGCUAUAAGCUCUUCAGGGCUGGGACUGUCUCUUUGUGUUUUAUAUGGGGCCUGGCACAGCAGGGCUCAGAUCUAUGGCUGGAGCCCAUCGGUGCUACCGUAAUAUAAAUAACAGAACCAUGGGAUGUUAAGAGAAGACUUCUCCUGAUCAUAGAUAAAUUUGAAAUGUCUCCACAUUGAAAAAACAUUGUCAAAUUACUGUUUCAAACAGCACAGCAUCUCAAAAUGAUUGCCCUGCCAAUAAUAGGUGUUUUAAAGCUAUCAAUUCACAGGUAGGCAAUAAACCAAAGAAAACUUCAGUUUAUGGGGAAAUAUUUAUGAAGAUAAUAAUGGAGUGAAGUCACUGCCGUCAAAAGAUACUAAAGCAAGAGGAAGUGUUCCAGAGUGCUGGUUGGUUGAACUGAGGCAGCUGCUUUUAUUUAUUUAUUUUCAGAUGCAAAAUGA